This is a messenger RNA of Oldenlandia corymbosa var. corymbosa, 2604 nucleotides long. NCBI's taxonomy places the organism in Eukaryota, Viridiplantae, Streptophyta, Magnoliopsida, Gentianales, Rubiaceae. The record is from the annotation of a GenBank genome assembly.
AUGAAAUGCUCUUCUGGUUGUUGUGUUGGUAAGCUAGAUCCUUCUUCUUGGUCCAGCAGCAUCACCAGGGAAAAGAUGAGCAACAAAAAUGAUUCCGAAAGGCGGUACCGGGAUGAAGAAGGCAGUAGCAGCAGCAGUAGUACUAAUGGAAGCUCCUCAAGAGAUCUCAACUUGAGGAAUCUCUCAAAGAUUAUACUCCCACCGUUGGGUUCUUCAUCAGGUAGUUUCAACAGCCAAACUCAAGCUCAGCUCAAGAAAAAGAUCAUUUGUCCCAUGGAUUCAAGAUACAGGUGUUGGGAGACGUUGAUGGUGAUGUUGGUGGGAUAUUCGGCAUGGGCGUGUCCAUUUGAGAUUGCAUUUCUGCAUUCACAUCCCAAGAGAGGACUGUAUAUCGCUGACAAUAUUGUGGAUUUGUUCUUCGCAGCGGACAUUGCCUUAACGUUUUUGGUGGCAUAUAUUGAUCCCAUUACCCAAUUGCUUGUUGUUGACAAGUCCCAAAUUGCUAAAAGGUAUCUAUCGACAUGGUUCAUAAUGGACGUGGCCUCAACAAUUCCAUUUGAACUAUUGGGCGUGUUGAUCACUGGGAAGCAUCAUCACAUCAGUCUCACUUCUUCUGUUUUAGGAAUGCUCCGACUCUGGCGUAUUCGCCGCGUCAAGAGCUUUUUCAAAAGGCUAGAAAAGGACAUCAGGUUCAGCUAUUUUUGGGUCAGAUGUGCAUGGCUAUUAUCAGUGACAGUGUUUACAGUGCAUUGUGCUGCUUGCCUAUCUUACUUGCUGGCGGAUCGGUAUCCUCAUCAAGGCAACACUUGGAUUGGAACUGCCAUUCCUAAUUUCAAGGAAACUAGUCUGUGUUUUCGAUAUGUUUCUGCAAUUUACUGGUCUCUGACCACCAUGAGUACUGUUGGUUAUGGUGAUAUCCAUGCAGUCAACUCAGUGGAGAUGAUAUUCAUUAUCUUUUAUAUGCUGUUAAAUCUUGGUUUAACUGCUUACAUCAUAGGAAACAUGACUAAUUUGGUCGUGGAGGGCACACGUCGCACAAUGGAGUUUAGGAAUAGCAUUGAAGCUGCAUCAGAUUUUGUGAACCGAAAUUGCCUGCCACCGAGGUUGAAAGAGCAGAUACUAGCUUAUAUGUGUUUGAGGUUUAAAGCUGAGAACUUGAAUCAGCAAGAGCUCAUUGAACAGCUACCUAGAAGUAUUUGCAAGAGUAUCCGCCAGCAUUUGUUUUUGCCAACUGUUGAGAAAGUUUACCUUUUUGAGGAUGUUUCUAGGGAAAACCUUUUGCUCCUGGUGGCGGAUAUGAAGGCCGAAUAUAUCCCCCCUAGAGAAGAUGUCAUAUUGCAUAAUGAAGCACCUGAUGAUGUAUACAUUAUUGUAUCCGGAGAAGUGGAAAUCAUCAAAUGUGAGAUGGAAAAAGAGAGCGUAAUCUGGAGUUUAAAAUCAGGAGAUAUGUUUGGAGAAGUUGGUGCAUUUUGCUGCAGGCCUCAAUGCUUCACUUAUCGAACCAAAAUGCUUUCGCAGCUGUUGAGGGUGAAAACUAGUGCGCUUAUUCAAGCUAUGAAGAGCAAACGUGAAGAUAAUGUUGCAAUGAUAAAGAACUUUCUAAGGCAUCAUAAAAACCUGAAAGACUUGCACCUUGGAGAUUUAUUUCUCGAAGGUGUUGAAGAAGAUGGCGAUCCCAACCUGUCGAUCAACUUGUUGUCAGUUGCAAGUACAGGUAAUGCUGCCUUUCUGGAUGAACUCCUCAAAGCAGGAUUGGAUCCAGAUGUUGGAGAUUCAAAAGGCAGAACACCACUGCACAUAGCAGCAACAAAAGGGCAUGAAGAAUGUGUAAUGGUUCUCCUCAAGCAUGCAUGCAAUAUCUACCUGCAGGAUGUGGAUGGAAACACAGCAAUUUGGGAAGCAAUAGCAGGACAGAAUCAAGCUGUGUUUCGGAUUCUCUACCAUUGGGCUUCCAUUUCUGAUCCCUAUGUUGCUGGUGACCUGUUAUGCACAGCAGCAAGGAAAAAUGAUGCCACAGUAAUGAAAGAGCUUUUGAAGCAUGGACUACAUGUAGACUCAAAAGAUCGCCACGGGAUGACUGCUAUCCAAGUUGCAAUGGCAGAAAGCCAUAUGGACAUGAUCAAGCUUCUUUUGAUGAAUGGAGCUCAUAUUGAUGAUACCUUCAAAUACAGGCUUUCGUCUAUGAAUUUAAAUGAAAUGCUAGAGAAAAGAGAAUUAGGACAUCGAAUUACAGUGCCCGAAACACUUGAUCAAGAUGGCUUCCUAUGGAAUGAAGAAAAACAAGAGCAUGACAUGAAAAGUUCUAAAGGCUCAUCUGCUUCAGGAUUGAACAUCAGGGUGAGUAUCUAUCGAGGACAUCCGAUGAUCAGGAGAGAUACUCGUUGUAGUGAACCUGGAAGGUUAAUCAGGCUGCCAAAAUCACUAAUAGAGCUCAAAAUCAUGGCAGGUGAAAAGUUUGGAUUUGAUGGAACAACUGCAAUGCUGAUAAAUGAAGAAGGAGCUGAAAUAGACUCCAUUGAAGUGAUAAGGGAUAAUGACAAAAUCUUUCUAAUUGAAGACCCCAAUUUUAUGUUGCAACAUUAUAUGACUUCAAACAAGACUUGA